UCUCGUAGCAGAAAUCCGGACAGAACUGGCAUCGUCGCGGAUAUUGUAACACGCACCCACCACAAGAGUUACCAGAAGCCCAGUCGCGUUGGAGAUGGCGGCGGUAUCAAGGCCAUCACUUUUCCUCCCGACAAUCAAAUGCUCGAGCUGCAAUGCAGAGCUCGAAAUCUCCGCCAUGGGGGACCAUGUGUGUUCCGUUGAACCGAAACCCACGAUGGGUACGAUACCAGAGUCGACAAAAAGAGACACCAGUUUCACCAACUUCAUGGACCAUCCAUUAACACGUAGUUUACAGAAUGGUCACAGUCGGGAGCCAUCAAGCAAUGGAAGUGUAAUGUCCGGUCGCCCAGUGUCACCGGGUCCGGUGAAGGCCACAAGAAUGAUGCCACCACGGAUCGACCCUUCUGUCGCGAACCGACAAUUUAUCCGGCACAAUGACGUCGGCUCAGUGAGCAGUGCAGCGAGUUUCCGAGCAAAAUCACCGGCGCCUUCCCACGCUGGGACAAAAUCUCAAUAUCGGAUCCCACCUCGGAGCGCAACCUCUCCUCUACCAAGACCGGUCAGUCCGGCUUCUCCAGAAUUGCUCAGUUUUGACUGCGCAUUUCCGCCCUUCCCAACGUCGAAGCAGAAGAAUGCAACACAUACAAGCGUCCGAUCAUGCAGGGAGGGUAGCAUGCUGCGGACAAAUCAUAAACCCGACUACAGCUUUGCGCCAGUGAGCCCUAUCUCGACAGGCGGUGACAGUGUCAUGAAGCGGAUGAACACAAUUGCACCUGGACCUUUCGAUGUGCGGCAACGAAACGGCAGCUUCGACCUCCGCGCUUCAACCAACGAUCAGAAUGCUCUGAUGCGGCCAACGACCCCCAGUUCCAGCGCCAGCCUUGAUCGACCUCAUUCUGCACGACCGUCCACGGCUAACACCGAUACAUCUGGGGCUUCAAGCGAGGAUAAGCAACAGACAUCUCCUACCGGAAAGUCUCGUCCGGGCCCUACCAAAGUUCCACCCCCGAGGCCUGCGCGUGGUGAUGGCCUGUUUGGCACACCAGACGACUCAUCCAUUGCCGGGGCCAUCCCAAGCCUUGACAUGUUUCGGUUUGAAACCCGAUCGCAAACUUUUCCUGUCAGAGCGGCGGAGCAGAAUAAAUCUUUAUCCCCUGCUCAUGACAUCAACCGACGGCCGUCCGAACCGCUUCUGUCGUCAGCCACGACUCGGCCUGCCUUAACGGCAUCAAUGCGAGCAAAUACAGACACAGGAGUGGACCUCCUGGUAGACUCGCAGAUGGGAAAGCCUCAAGAGCGGAGGUCUAUGAUGAAGGGGCUGAAGAUAACGCCUGUAGCUCCAAACCCCCGCGCUGUUCAAAAUGAAGCGACGAAACUAGCAAGUGCACCGCCGGUGUUGGUCACCGAUUUUGCAAAGGAGUUUUCCAAUGGAAAUCCGUAUCAUGCACCCUCGGACUCCAUGUCAUCUAACGAUUCAAGCUAUGAGUCUGACUCCCGAACGGGUAGCUCAGAGUCUACACCGUUGUCCGAAACCUCCAGUCAAUUCAGCAAGCAAUUACCUGGAGUGAGUCCUGUCGAUGUCAAGAAAUCUCAAGAUCCAGCACCAAUGGAGGAAGCGAAAGAAGCUCAACUGGUCAAGGAUGCGGAAGCGGCGGAAGCAGCAGAAGACGUAAAAGCACUGUCCCCCGCACGCGUUCCUUUCUCCCCCCAGCCUCCAGAGUCACCAAUGGACCCAGCAAUGCAGGGAGGUCGAUUCGUAUCACCGUCAACUUCCAAAACAGCACAUUCGGAAUCUGUCGGCAACACUCCUCGCCUUGAAAAGCCUCCCGUUGCCAAGAAAAAUAAGGGACUUUGUCGCGGCUGCGGAACCAUGAUCCAAGGCAAAUCUGUCAGUUCUGCUGACGGGAGAUUGACCGGUCGAUACCAUAAGCGCUGCUUCGUUUGCCAGACUUGCAAAGAACCCUUCCAGACGGCCGACUUUUACGUCAUCAACAACCAGCCGUACUGUGAGACCCACUACCAUCAGCUUAACAAUUCCGUCUGCCAAAGGUGCAAUCGAGGUAUCGAAGGAGAAUAUUUGGAAACGGAAGCAUCACAAAAAUUUCACUCUGCCUGUUUCACUUGCAACGAAUGUCGAACGGUCCUUCGUGACGGAUAUUUUGAAAUGGGCGGCAAAUUCUAUUGCGAGCGUCAUGCCACUCUUCAACGAAACUUCCUCGGCCCAGGCCGCAAGCAUCCCGAACGGCGCACAACGCGACUUAUGGUGAUGUGAAACGACACCGACCCUUUGGACUUUUUUUUUUUCUUUCUUCUCAAACUUCUUCUUGUUUCUGCGGAAACUAUAUUGUAUACCCAAUUGACGACUGGCGUUACCUGUCUUGGUUAAAUCUACUUACUCUGCGCAUUCAUACUUGCAAGGCUUAUUCUCGGUUUUGCAUAUACCCGUGCAUAUACUCGUUUAUGCAUUUACAAGGCGCUCUGCGUAAUUUCUAAUGUCUAAUUUUCGAUUUCAUGUCUGACGGAAAACGCGAAUUUUUACGCUCGUUGAAAAAAAAAAAAAAAAAGGAGUCUUACCAGUGUGGCCACCGUUUGACUUCUGAAGCAGGAUAUCGCAGCGUCAAUCAGU
Xylona heveae TC161 is the source of this 2626-nucleotide messenger RNA. RefSeq lists its product as hypothetical. NCBI's taxonomy places the organism in Eukaryota, Fungi, Ascomycota, Xylonomycetes, Xylonales, Xylonaceae. The record is from RefSeq and is a predicted model, not a curated record. The coding region runs from base 95 to 2272 and encodes 725 amino acids. The transcript is spliced from 4 exons.